AUGAGAUGGGGACUCAUCAACAAUAUAAUAGGAAGCAAGCCUUACAGAGAUGAAUGUAUACCCAAGAAAUUGGAGUGCAUUGGUCAUGUCCAAAAACAAGUUGGCAGCAGGUUGUGCAAGUUAAAAAGUGCAAAUAAAGGUUUGAAAUUGGCUGAUGGGAAAGGACUAGGAGGCAAAGGAAGAUUGACUGAUGGAAAGAUUGAUGUUUUGCAAAACUAUUAUGGAGUUCCUGUGAGGGAGAAUUUGGAUGAUGUAGACCGAAUGGCCAAAGGAUUUAAGCAAGUUUAUUAUACCAUGUUGCUUCGACAGAUUUAA
Paramuricea clavata is the source of this 315-nucleotide messenger RNA. NCBI's taxonomy places the organism in Eukaryota, Metazoa, Cnidaria, Anthozoa, Malacalcyonacea, Plexauridae. The record is from the annotation of a GenBank genome assembly.